This is a messenger RNA of Epinephelus lanceolatus (giant grouper), 13195 nucleotides long. The record is from RefSeq and is a predicted model, not a curated record. NCBI's taxonomy places the organism in Eukaryota, Metazoa, Chordata, Actinopteri, Perciformes, Serranidae.
UGAUGACGUUUAGGCUGAAGCCAUUGAGCGAUGUGGCUAACGUUAGUUAACAGGAUGAAUUUGCUAUAAUACACGUCAAAUUUAGGAAACAGCUUCAGGAUACAAGCGGGAGAUAAGUAGGAUAGAGGCAAGAUGUUGGAGUCCUAUGUCACACCGCUCCUGAUGAGCUAUGUGAACAAGUACAUCAAGAAUCUGAAGCCAUCUGACUUGCAGCUGUCUCUCUGGGGAGGAGAUGUGGUGCUCAGCAAGUUGGACCUGAAGCUGGAUGUGCUGGAGCAGGAGCUGAAGCUGCCCUUUACAUUCAUGAGUGGUCACAUCCAUGAGCUGCGUAUCCAUGUACCCUGGACCAAGCUAGGCUCGGAGCCCGUAGUCAUCACCAUCAACACCAUGGAGUGCAUCCUCAAGUUGAGGGAUGGAGCACAGGAUGACCACGAGAGCGGCUCUAGCUCUACCAGUCGCAGUGUCUCAGACAGCUCCAAGGCCGUGGCCAAGCCCCGCCGCCUCCAGCAGGCUGCCCCCAGCGACCCGGACCUGCCCCCAGGUUACGUGCAGAGCCUGAUCAGGCGUGUGGUGAACAACGUGAACAUUGUAGUGAACAACCUGAUCCUCAAGUACGUGGAAGAUGACAUUGUGCUGUCAGUCAACAUUACCUCAGCAGAGUGCUACACUGUGGACGAUAUAUGGGAGAGGGCCUUCAUGGACAUCACUGCUCCGGAGUUGGUCCUAAGGAAAAUGAUCAACUUUGCUGACUGUACUGUGUGCUUGGACAAGCGGAAUGCCAGUGGCAAGAUCGAGUUUUACCAAGACCCCCUGCUGUACAAAUGCUCCUUCAGGACACGUCUCCAUUUUACCUAUGACAACAUCAAUUCCAAGAUCCCAUCUGUCAUCAAAAUCCAGACCAUGGUGGAGAGCCUGAAGUUGUCCAUUACUGAUCAGCAGCUGCCCAUGUUUAUCCGCAUUUUAGAGCUGAUUAUUGCCCUCUACUAUGGAGAGAUCGGAGGACACAAAGAGGGCGAUGGGGAAGAGGGCAGUGUUCAUGUCAGGGAGGCUGGAGCAAUUUUACCUGGGAUGGAUGUAGAUAUGGAAAGCCAGGGUACCAGCCAGUACCCCAGCCCAGACCUCUACAUGCAGUCAGGGAGUCCUGAAGAGGGAGACCAGGGAUGGGUGUCCUGGGCUUGGUCCUUUGUCCCAGCCAUUGUAGGCGCAGAGGAGGAAUUUGAGGAAGGACUCUACCAGCAGAGAGAGACAGGAGGCAUCCCCACCAACCCACAACAACACACACCCAAGGACCCCAUUGUUUCCAUAGGCUUCUACUGCACUAAAGCUUCUGUUACCUUCAAGCUUACAGAAACCCAGUCAGAGAGCAGCUACUAUAGUCCUCAGAAGGUCAAGUCCAGAGAGGUCCUAUGCCUGGAGCAAGAGGGAAUCACUAUUGAGGUGCUGAUGAUGGGGGAGCCCUUCUUCGAUUGUCAGAUUGGCUUUGUGGGUUGCCGGGCGCUCUGCCUGAAAGGCAUCAUGGGAGUCCGGGAUUUUGAAGAAAACAUGAACCGACGUGAGGAGGACGCAGUGUUCUUCAGCUGUGGGGACAGCCUAAGCAGUAAAGGAAUGACCUACCUUACCAACUCUCUCUUUGACUACCGCAGUCCAGAGAACAACGGAGUCAGGGCUGAGUUCAUCCUGGAUGCUGCUAAUCACAAGGAGACCUAUACAGAGAUAGCAGGCAUGCAGCGCUUUGGUGCUUUUUACAUGGAUUAUCUCUACACAAUGGAGAACAGCAGCGGCAAAGGCUCUCAGGACUCGCUGGUGAGUAUGGAGGAAGCUGUGCCCACUCUUCAAGAGACAUCCAUCAAGCGGCUGGUGGUAGGACCUCUGGAUGUCAGGCUGCACAGCAGCGCUGUUCACCGCAUCCUGAAGAUGGUCACCUGUGCCAUGGACCAUGAGUACGAACCCUACUGCAAACCACAGAGAGAAAUGGUUGAAGAGAGCCAUGGUCCAGCUACUCCAGAAGAGAUAUCAAACUUGGAGGAAUUCAUCCCAACCAGACUCACGUGUCUCAGUCUGCUCCAAGUCUCAGUGACCAUCUCCAUGGCGGAGUUCAACCUCCUUCACACACUAAUGCCUGUCAUCAUGGGAUGCAAGACUGCACCUGGGCCAGUCAACAUGCCAGUGUUUCAGCCAGUGUGCCCACUACCUUCUGUGCAGUUCCAGGUGGAAAGGGUGAAUGUCGAACACUCUGUGCCCAUGUAUGCUCCAGAGCUGGUCAGCACUGUCAGCAGUCUCAGCCAACCUUCUGACAACCUGCUACAUCACUGCUAUUCACACUUCUACCUCAAGGUGUUUGGGUUCCAGGCAGGCUUGACAUGCCAGGACACCACAGGGGGUUUCUUGCCUCUCAUCCCCAUCAUCCCUUCCUUCAGCACUGCACUCUAUGGGAAGCUGAUCCAGAUGCCUGCAUACUGGAGUAAAAGGAAUUCGGUCCCCACCACAGAGUGUAUUUUUGAGCUUCCCCACUUCACUGUCCAGGCCACAAGGGCCCAGACGCUUCUGCUCCAAGCAAUCUGUCAGAGCUGGACCCACAGCCUGGUCAAUGGAGCCCCGUUGACACUCAGCGAAAGCUUGCUCCGUGAGGUGUACAAAGCUCCAGGUGUGAAGUCUCCGGGCCCGUCACCGACUCUCGAGGGCUCGGUCCAAAACGUGGAGCUGAAGUUCUGCAGCCGUGCGACGGUGAAAUGUGCCUCAGGAACCGUGGGAGCUGUAAAAGUGUGCGCCAGGACCCCAGGUUCAGGAGAGGGGGUUAAGGAGAAGCUGGUUCCUCUGAUUCAGGGCCCAUCUGACACCAAAGAACUCCAUAUGAGCCGCUGGCUCAAUGAGAUUCGCAAGCCCGAAUCUCUGCUGGCUCCUGAUCUGCUGGCGUUUUCCGUUCAGGUCCCUCAGCGGGAAGAUGAUUGCAGGAACUCAGGCGCAGUCCUGCUGGUCAGUGUUCAGGGUAUAGCUGUCAACGUGGACCCGGUUUUCUGUACAUGGCUGUUGUACCAACCUCACAGAGGAAGCAGCAGGCAACAGCAACAGACUCCAGGUUCAGGUCCUCUGGCCAAGAGGAGAGAGGACGAGGUGUCAGUAGGCAGCACACCACUGGCCAAACAGCCCUCCAAUCAGGCCUCAGACUAUGCCAGCAGCCCGGUCAAAACUAAGACAGUGACAGAAUCACGUCCCCUGUCCAUUCCAAUGAAGGUGAUGCCCGACACCACAGCAGUGGAGUCAUGGACAGCCUCAGAGGAGAGAAUGAAGGAGCUCAUCGCCCAGGCCUGGGAUGCUGUUAAACGCCUUACUCUACAGUUGGAGCUGCAGUCAUGCUGUGUGUUCCUGCCUAAUGACAGCCUCCCUUCCCCGAGCACCAUCAUCUGCGGUGACAUUCCCGGCACCGUCCGUAGCUGGUACCACAACCAGGCCUCCAUGCCUGGGACUCUGGUAGUCUGCCUGCCACAGAUCAGUGUCCUUAGUGCUGGGCACAAGUACAUGGAACCACUGCAGGAGCUCCCCUUUGUGGUCUCCAAGCCCAUCUUGGAGGAAGGUGAUGCCUUCCCCUGGACAGUAAGCCUGAGUCAGUUCAGCGUGUACACAUUACUGGGACAGCAGCGAAGCCUGAGCCUGUUGGAGCCUAUGGGCUGCACCUCCACACUGGCCGUCACAUCCCAUAAGCUGCAGAGCUGUUCUGAAGGAAGACACUCCUUUGUAGUCUGCCUCCAUGUUGAUCUGCAGCCCGUCCACGUCAAGUGCUCCAACCCUCAGGUUCAGCUAUUGUACGAGCUCCUCCUCAACUGGAGCUCUACGUGGGCUCGUCUCCAGAGGCACGGCAUCCUGCGUCAGACCUCUAGCAUUCCAGAACCCCCUGCUGGUGCUGCCCCAUCAUCCCCAGUGCGCAGUAGUGCUGGCACUGCCCUACCAGACACCAGCACCUGCAGCCCGUCUGCAGAUUUUGGCUCCCCCACUGAGGGGGACUCUGUGCCUGCUGGAGACGAUGGUCCGUUUGCUGACACAGUGACUCUGGAACAGAAAACUAGCAGCAUUGGUGGCACCAGCGGGAAAGUCAGCCUUUGGAUGCAGUGGAUGUUACCCAAGGUCACAGUAAAACUGUUUGCUCCUGACCCAACAGCCAAAAAGACAGAGAUCUGUGUCAUCAGUGAACUAGAAGAUCUGAGUGCCUCAGUAGAUGUCCAGGAUGUUUACACAAAGAUCAAAUGUAAAGUUGGCAGCUUCAACAUUGACCACCACAGAUGCAGUACGGAGGAGGGUGUGCGGAGCUCGGGCAGCUGUGGAGGAGUGGUCCUUUCUUGCACUGACAAGCUGAACAGACGCACUGUGUUGGUUCGACCCGUCAGCAAGCAAGAAUCUUUCAGCCACUUUUCUGGCUUUUUCCCUCCUACGGCAGCCAAGGUCCUGGAGGGCUCUCACCAGCAGCACGGCUUCCUGUCGAUCACAUACACUCAAGCUGUCACCAAAAAUGUCCGUCAUAAGCUCACCACCCGUCCUGAGCGGCCAACACGCAGCAGUGCUACCACCUCCAGCCAGCGGUUGACCGCUGAUCCUCUGGCAGACAGCUCUCCUCAGUACCUGAGAGAAAUCCUGCUGACAGCCCAGCCCUUUGAUGUGGUGCUGUCCUGUCCCUUAUUGGCGACUGUGGCAGGGGUUUUCCAGGCUACAGUACCAAGACGGUACAGAGAGCGUGGGAAGUCAGCAGGUCAACCAAUGAGAAGCCACACUCUGACCUCUCGAAAUUUGCCUCUCAUGUACAUCAACACCAGUGUGAUCAGGGUCUUCUGCCCUGGGGCACAGGACAAACAUACAGCAUCAGAUCCCCAAGUGAAAAAAGAAGACACCCUGGUUUUAAAGCUGGGUUCCCUCAGCAUGGCUCCUCAGGCUGAUAACCCACUGACACGCACUGUGCUGCGAAAAGACAUCUACCAACGUGCGUUGCACCUGGGCAUCCUGCGUGACCCGGGCUCAGAGGUAGAGGACCGGCAGUAUCAGGUCGAUCUCCAGUCCAUCAACAUUGGAACGGCUCAGUGGGAGCAACUCAAGCCAGAGAAGGAGGGAACCAAAGGAGGUGUGUCCACGGAGAGUGAGAGGAGCUCCCAGAACCCAGCCCUGGAGUGGAACAUGGCCAGCAGUAUCAGGAGGCACCAGGAGCGACGCGCCAUCCUGACACCAAUCCUGACUGACUUUUCUGUUCGGGUCACUGCUGCCCCAGCCAUCAUCUUCAGCAAGAAUCUAUCCCCUGACUGUGGACAGGCAGAGGAGGUGGUGGUGUGUGGCCACUCUCUGGAGGUAAAUGUGACCAGCAGUCUGGAUUUCUACCUCAGCGUUGCCCAGGUGCAGCUCCUUCAGCAGCUUCUCAGAGAAAACAUGGUGGGAAUGGAGGCUCCUGAGAAAAGUGCUGAGGUGCGUCGAUACGAGAAGAAGCAUGGCAGUCGAGACCCUGCGGCAGGCGUCGACUCCUCAUCACGUCACAGUGGGACUGGGCAGGACAGCGGCUUCGGCAGUGACAGUGCUCACAUUCGCAUUGUCCAAAUAGAGCAGCAAAGCGGGGCCAGCCACCACUGCAUCGCUAGGCCCUCCCACAAGUCCACCAUCACCAAGAACCUUAACUUCAUCCCUUUCGACAUCUUUCUCACAGCUAGUAGGAUGUCUGUCAUGACCUAUGCUUGCUCCAGUCCCCCAAAGGCCCUUCCCUCAUCGUCGGACACCCCCAGCACACCCGAGAAGAAGGAGCCAGGGGAUAAGAUGGGAAAGAGUGCCCUCAACCAGCCUGAGAUCCUGCCUGAGUCUCCUCCGACCUCGGCCUCCCCUACUCCAGACCCUGCUCCAGCUGCCCAGGGUUCCCUUGCUGGCCUAACAGCUGAGGACAUCCUCAACAGCAACAACUCCCAGCCGGCCUCUCCCCUCCUGAAAGGCAGCCUGCUAUCCCUGGGUGGCCUGCCAACUCCCAGCCGCUCCUCAGCCCGCCAAGCACUGGGUGUGACCAUAGUGAGGCAGCCAGGGAGAAGAGGGACUGGGGACCAGGUGCUGGAACCCCUCCUGUACAUCCAGGUGAUGCAACCUUCGGCUCUGCUCAGCUGCCACCACCGCAAGCAGAGGAUGGAGCUUUCUGUGUUUGACGUGGCCUUGAGAGGAGUAGCUUCUGACUACAAGUGCCUAGACCCAGGAAAGACUCUGCCAGAGUCACUGGACUACAAUGUGUUUUGGCUGCAGACAGUAGCUGGAGAGGUAGACAGUAAAACGGGCAUCCCUCCCCCUCUGCUCUGCCUCCAGAUCAAAGAUUUCCUCAAUGGACCCGCUGAGUUAAAUGUGGAGCUAUCACGCCCUUUGAAAAUCAACCCCACACUGGCGAAGCUGGAGCAGGCCAAAGCUUACCUGCAGAAAGUCCUACCAAACUACACUUGGGAUACCUCCAGUAAACCACCCUCUGCUUCCUCCACCCCUCACACCUCCCCUACAAAGACACCACCCAGAGCAUGUCCUCCUCGUUCAGAGCCUCACCAUCAAGCCUCGGCCUUGGGUAAAGCCAGCAGCAUCAGGGUCCUGGCGCUGUCCUUCCACAAGGUCUCUCUCCACACUGACCAGAUUGUAGUUGUCAUGGAGACAGAGGCCCAUCCAAUGAGGCCCAGCGUGACAGUAACAGUGUCGUCCAUGACAGGAAGUCUGAACAUGAAGUCGGGUCCUAGAAUAGAGGAUGCAGUUCAGGCUGCGUCUAUGCAGCUGGAGCUGCAAGAUGUGUUGGUGAGAACAGGGCUAAAGGACCGGAACCGCCUCCUGCUGGGGCCGUUCUCCUGCAGCACCUCCCUGGAGGCUCGGUGGUGUCGGCACAGCGGUAGCCCUGGACAUGAGCCUGGCCCCCCUAAACUGCUGCUGGACCUGAAGGGAGGCCUGCUGCAGGUCUUCUGGGGCCAGGAACAUCUGAUCUGCCUGAAGCUGGUGGAGGAGCACCUACAGGUGUACCUAAACCUCCAGAAAGCAUCAGAUUCAGCUGAUAGCUGUUCCAAGGGAAAGACCUGCCACAUCCAGCCACCUCCCUCUCCGGGCUCUCCCUCUCCUCGGACAGAGCACAGCUCCGAUGAUCUGCGUACAGGGCAUUUUCAAUACAUUCAGGACUCAGCGUCCCAGAAACUGCCAGGACCCCAUGAGGUGGUGUUCUACAGCGAGACGGAGGACAGCCCAGGGGUGAUGCUGUGGAGGUACCCUGAACCCCGCGUCCUUACCUUUGUCAGGAUAACGCCUGUCCCUUUCAACACCACAGAGGACCCUGAGAUCAGCACUGCCGACCUGGGGGACGCCCUGCAGGUACCAUGCAGCCUAGAGUACUGGGACGAGCUCCAGCAGGCCUUUGUUCCGUACCGAGAGUUCAGCCUUUCAGAGAGCAGUGCCUGCCAGCUGCAGCUGCCCAGCCUCAGCCUCACCGACCAGCAGAAGGAGCUGGUGGCCUCAGACCUGUGGAGGAUAGUACUGAAUAAUAAUGGAGAGGGAGGAGAUGAGCAGAGUUCGGACAGUGAGUGUGGGUCCCAGCUGCCCUGUGAUCAGUUAGUAUCUCCAAUUGCUUUGGCAGCCUGCACCCGUGUGGACUCCUGCUUUGCACCCUGGUUUGUCCCCUCCUUGGGUGUGUCCAUUCAACUAGCACAGCUCGACAUUCACCUCUGCCACCAUCUAGAACAGCUGGGCACAGUUCCAGCUCGUCAACUUCGUCCCUUCUUGCCAGACAGGAAGUUACCUCAUGAGCAGGAGUUCAUGGUUAUUGGUGCUCGGGAGCCGCGGGUCUUCCUGCGCCAGUGGAGCAAUGGACCACGUCAGUGUCAGGAGUUCAGCUUUUCGUCCCAGCUAGACUGCAAGCUGCUGGAGUACCGAAACCUAACACACCUUCAGCUUCUCCAGCCUUGUGGACUGCAGGGCCAGGCUGUGGCCACCUGCUGCCCCCAGAACACCACUUUGGAUGUGAAUGUGUUUGUGGACCCGGUGUUUCUCAAUAUCAGCCAGUAUGCCAUUCAUACUGUGGACACCGCUCUGCACAGCUGGCAACAGAGUGGGAACCCAGAGGCUGAGGAGCUGGUCUACAGCCACUACGUGAUCUGUAACGAUACCCACGAGACGCUGCGCUUUGGCCAGGUGGACACAGAUGAGAAUGUGCUGCUGGCCAGCCUCCACAGCCACCAGUACAGCUGGAGAUCCCACAAGUCCCCACAGCUGCUGCACAUCUGCAUCGAGGGAUGGGGAAACUGGCGCUGGUCAGAGGCCUUCAGCGUGGACAACGUAGGAACUCUGCUGAGGACCAUUCAGUACAAAGGACGCACAGCUUCACUCAUCAUCAAGGUGGUGCAGCUCAACGGUGUCCAGAAACAGGUAAUAAUCUGUGGACGGCAGGUGAUGUGCAGCUACCUGACUCAGGACAUUGAGCUGAGGGUGGUGCAGCACUACGUGGGGCCCGACAGUCAGACGGUGGUCAGGGAAUACUGUGACUGCCUGGAAGCAGGGGCCAAGUUACCAUCGUAUGUGCUGGAGGAUGCUGAGAUGACAGAGUUGUGUGUGAGGGCCAGAGGAGAUGAAGACUGGUCCCAGGAUGUUCAGCUGGAGAGGAGGGAAAAGGGAAACAGCAGCUCUGUGGUACAGGUGCCAUGCUCCAGUGGUUCUUUGCUCUAUGUUUGGUGUACACUUAUGACAAUUGAGUCUGACUCUCACAUGCAGCAGAGAGUGGUGGUUUUCAGUCCACUGUUUGUCAUGAGGAGCCACUUGCCAGAUCCAGUAAUCAUCCACAUAGAGAAAAGGAGUCUAGGAGUGAGAGAGAGCCAGCUGAUACAUGGCCAGGGCCAGCAGGAGCCCCUGUUAAACACUGAGUCCGACCUCACCCACCACCUCACUUUUCAGGCCAGGGAGGAUGAAGAUCCAUCCCACUGUGCUGUACCAAUCUCCUCCAGCCUAAUCAAGCAGAUCGUGAACAAGAAUGGAAACGAGGACAAUCUGGAACACAUCCUGGCUGACUUCUAUGGUCCGAAGACAUCCACUGGGUCACCAUGGCCCUAUGUCACCAAUGAUACUGACAGGUCAGUGCUGGAGCCCAUUGCCCAGUGGGACAGUCCCAUGCAGGUUAAGUUAUCCUGCUGGAAGUCCGGUCUCAACACUCUGCUGGUAGAGUUGUUGCCCUGGGCCCUGCUGGCCAACCACUCCCAAUGGGACCUCUGGCUUUUUGAGGGGGAGACCAUCGUACUGCAGAUACCAGCCGGCAAGGUCAUUGUACCACCCAACUUUAAGGAAGCAUUCCAGAUUGGUAUCUACUGGGCCCACACUAACACCGUCCACAAAUCUACAGCACUCAAACUGGUCCAUGACCUGACUUCUCCUCGAUGGAAGGAGGGAUCAGGCUCAGAGGUGGUCACCCUGGAUGAGGAGGGAUAUGUAGAGGCCGACAUCACCCUGGGAGCCUUCCCUGGCAGACAGAAACUGUGUCAGUUCUGCGUGUCAUCUGUGGUGAGACAUGGCAUCCAGAUCCUGCGGAUAGAAGACAGAACAAUUCUUGUCAACAACACUCCUUACACAAUUCAGUACAGGCCUCUGCUGACGGACCACGCACUGGGAACUGAUGACCAGGCCUGUGAGAUACCAGAGACAGCACCGUUCACCCUGCCUCCCUCUGAUGAAUCAUCCCCAGCCAAGCCCUGCUCUGUGCCAUGCUGGGACCUCCUCCAAACCAGUGUCCAGGGAACAGUGGAGUUCCCUCUGCCGCUCAAGCACAUGCUGUUCAGCUUAUUUCCCAGGCAUGAUGCUGGACUUGGAUCUGCUGCAUGGAGCCUCCCCGCUCCCAUCCGACCAGACUUCCCCAGGCAGAGUUUGUCAGUUCCUGAGGAACCGGACUCUGGGGGUGGCCUUAGCAGUAGAGGCAUAGUACUAACAUAUCAGGAACACCUUGGGGUGACAUACAUCAUCUUGAAUGAGGACCCCUGUCCUCGGAUGCUGAUCCACAACAAGUGUCCUAUCCCACUGCUGCUAAAGGAAACUACCAAAGAAACUCCAAGGACUGAGGUUUACUGCCGUCCUCUGCCUGCUAAUUGCUCCCUGCACCAUGAGCUCUACCACCACUUUUCCAGUUUCCCUGAGUGCAGGCAGAAAGAUAUGCUACCCUCACUGCUGUUGAAAAACACUUCAGACCACAGCACCACCGACUGGACUGACCCCAUAGAUAUCAACUCCCCCGGCACUCAGGUGGUGUUCCUGCCAGGUUUUGGCUGCCUCUACAUAGACGUGGUGUAUGAGAAAGGCACCCUGGUUCUGUGUCUGGCACCAGAGGGCAGCGUGGAUGCUGUGAUCAACCAGCACAGCAGGUCCUCUAAGCUGUCCUGUAGAGUCCUCCUCAGUGAAGCCAGUGUGGUGUUGAGUGAUGACAUCACCAAUCCCUCUGGAUCGGUGGAGCUGCUCAGACUCACGCUGACCAAGCUGCUCGUCAGCUUGGCUCCAGUACCCACCUCCCUGCCCCCAGAGCUGGCAGUUGACCCUGGCAGGGACGCAGCACCCAUCUCUGCUCUGAUGCCUGACGCCUCUUUGAUCGAGGUCUAUUGCUCCAGCCUGCAAGUAGACAACCAGCUGUAUAACCGAGCAAGUUUCCACUUCCCCGUGCUGCUGUGCCAGGAUCAGCGAGGAGGAGCUGAGCCUGCGGGUCAGUGGAGCAGUGAUGCCAACCCCACUGAGUCCCCUGAAGCCCUGGAGGAGUUCAAACGCUCUUGUUUCCUGCAGCUGAGGAUGACUCUGGCUGGAGACAGAUGCACUAUGGAGGAGAUCACCUUCCAGCUCCAACCUGCCAGAGUUUACCUCGAAGACACCUUUGUUUACUACAUUAAGACGUUGUUCAACACCUACAUCCCUGACAGUGCCAUGUCCUCAGCCACAGCAGAGACCCAGAGGAGGAGAGAGUCUGGAUCAGCCCCCAUCCUGCCUGAACAGGUGCUUCAGUCAGUGCAGGCGUUGGUCUACCCUGUGCGGCUGCAGAGGCUGACCAUCCAGCCAGUCAACCUGUUGGUCAGCAUCCAUGCCUCCCUAAAGUUGUACAUCGCUUCAGACCACACACCCCUCUCAUUCUCCCUGUUUGAGAGAGGGCCACUGUGCACCACGGCCAGGCAGCUCGUCCAUGCUCUGGCCAUGCACUAUGCUGCUGGUGCCCUCUUCAGAGCUGGUUGGGUGGUGGGAUCUUUGGAGAUCUUGGGCAGUCCUGCCAGCCUGGUGCGGAGCAUCGGGAACGGCGUGUCCGACUUCUUUCGGCUGCCAUAUGAGGGUCUGACACGUGGACCUGGAGCCUUUGUCAGCGGGGUGUCCAGAGGAACCACCUCCUUCGUCAAGCAUAUCUCAAAAGGCACGCUGACGUCCAUCACCAACUUAGCGACGAGUCUGGCCAGGAACAUGGACCGCUUGUCUCUGGAUGAAGAGCACUACACCAGGCAGGAGGAGUGGAGACGCCAGCUACCAGAGAGCCUCGGGGACGGACUGAGGCAGGGGCUGUCACGACUCGGCAUUAGCUUGUUAGGAGCAAUAGCAGGCAUCGUGGACCAGCCCAUGCAGAACUUCCAGAGGAACUGGGAGAUGCAGAGCUCAGCUGGUAGCAAGGCCAAAGGGGUCAUCUCUGGAGUGGGGAAAGGCAUUGUGGGGGUUUUCACCAAGCCCAUCGGAGGAGCAGCUGAACUGGUGUCCCAGACUGGAUACGGGAUCCUUCAUGGAGCAGGACUGUGGCAGCUUCCUAAACAACUGUACCUGCCUACAGAGGAGAAAUCUGCUCAGGCCCCAAACAGCCACCUGAAAUAUGUCUGGAAGAUGCUCCAGUCUCUGGGGCGGCCAGAGCUCCACAUGGCCCUGGAGGUGACUAUUGUGAGUGGGUCAGGUCAGGAGCAUGCUGGCUGUCUGCUCCUUACCUCUGAGGUGCUGUUUGUGGUCAGCCUCAGUGAGGACACCCAGCAGCAGGCCUUCCCCAUCACAGAGGUGGAGUGUCAGCAGGAGCCAGGACAGCAGGGCCAGCUCAUCCUCACCUUACAGCAGCAGACAGUAGCCAGCGACACAGAGGGUGACGGUGUCCGUGAGCGUCUGUCGGAGCAGCAGUAUCGGCGGUUGGUGGAUUACGUGAUACGAGCCUCCCAGUUUCUUUCCCCCUCCGCCGCUUCUCUCCAACUGCAGCCCCCAGUGACGCUCGCCGAGCCCCCUCCCUCUGUCACCAAGUCUUACUGCUACCUGGUGGAUCCCGCCUUCGCCAAGGUGUUUGUCAGCAAAUUCACCAUGGUCAAGAACAAAGCCUUACGCAUCGGAUUCCACUAAUACACAGUAACACAUGGAUUUAUGCUACAAAAACAAGAUCAGACCUUUUGUUCCAGUAUAAAUUAAGCCUUAAGAAAAACACACUGUACUUUGGCUCUGAAAAGAUACGGCCCAUUUAUGCAAAACAUAUCUGCUGAGGUAAAAUAAUUUAUUUUAUUAAAGUAAGGUCAUUCAUGCCUUAGGGAUGUAGAGAAUUCUUAGAUAUUGCCUUUGAUAGAUGUAUUUUUUACUGAUGCACAAACAGACUCGUCACAAAGCCACAGAGAAAAUCAGAUGGAGUAGAAUCAGUUUUAAUCAUAGAAACACAUGUAGGUUAAGACAUUUCUUCUGCUUAGACAUUUCACUGAGCACAUAUUAUUAUAGUGAACACUAAAACAAAUGAGAGUUUAAACCUUCUUGGACCAACAGUGUUCAACUUAACAGGGCUCAUUCAGUCGGUGUGAAACCUCGUCAGUGUUGCAGAUAGAAAUGCACAACACACAACUAAUCUGUUCCAUUUCUAUCAUAACAGUGUGUAAUGUUUCACUCUGCACAGUGAGCUUAGUGUUUACAUUCUCCAUGUAGUGACUACGUCUCAUGCCAAUGUUAAGUGCAAUAUUAUAUACGCGUUGAUGGACAUUAGUGAUACAGGCUGUCAACCAAAAUGUUUUUAUAGAUGAUGUAACACUUGUUUUGACAAUAACACUGUUCUUUGUAACCUUAUGUGGAUGCCAACCCCUCAUGAUGCAAACAUGUUGUUAUUGUUGCCUUUUAUAUUGCUGUCCCUCUAAGCUCUGUAUAUGGUUUAAGUCUAAUGCCUUCAAUGUAUGUAAAUGGAUAAUAUAUUAAUAGAGAAACAUUUUAAUAAAAACAUUAAAAAUGA